ACGCCAUUCACAAGCGACAAGGAAGCACCUUUUUACUCUCAUGCGUGCGUUUUCUCUCCUUCUGCCUUCAGAUCUCACCAGGAGAACAGCAGACAGAAAUGGAAGAUAUUCGCUCAGAUGUGUGUGAAAUGCAGCUGAACGGAGUUUCAGAUGUGAUGGAUCUGCUUCAGAUAGACGUGGAGACUGAAGACAGACCAGAGAGAGAACAUGCAGCAUAUUCAAAGAAUGUGUUGAGGAAGCAGCGCAACUGGGAACGGCAGCUGGCAGCAAAGAAAAGCAAAAGAAAAGAAGAGAAGCAGAAGAAGAAGCUCAACCGUGAGCAGGACUCGGGUGCGAGCACAGGUAAUCCUCAGUUUACCAAACGGGUCAUGAAAGCGAUCACCAAAGAGCGUUUAGCCGAGGCUCAGUCCACAGGGCUCAAACUCUGCGUUGACCUGAGUAUGACAGACAGCAUGUCGGACAAGGAGGUGAGUCGACUGGCUGGCCAGUUGAGAAGGCUGUACGGGUCGAACAAGAAGGCGACUCGACCGUUUCACCUUUUCCUGACGGACCUGAGAGAGGACAGUCGUCUGUACAGGGAGUGCAUCCGAAUGAACGACGGCUUCCUCAACUACACGAUGGACAUAACAGAAGAAAGCUGUCUGGACCUUUUUCCUCCAGAGGCUGUUGUCUACCUCACACCGGAUGCUGAAGAAGCUUUAGAGACAGUGGAUGCUGACAAGGUGUAUGUCCUCGGUGGCCUUGUGGAUGAAAGCAUCCAGAAGAAGUUGAGCUUCACGAGAGCCAGAGAACUGAGCGUCCACACGGCGAGGCUGCCUAUAGACGAGUACAUGGUGAAGAAAAACAACACCAAGAACUUUCACUCAAAGAUCCUAGCUGUUAAUCAAGUGUUUGACAUCUUGUUGACAUUCUGCAACACUGGUAGUUGGACAGAAGCCAUGCAGGAGUGGUUCCCCCCGGGGAAGGGUUAUGUUGUUGAACCAGAUGAUUCCCCACCACUUCUUGUCUCUCCAACACAAACAUAACGCGGUUCACAUUUUCCAGUUUGUACAUCCCUGCCUCCUCUCCUCGCAACUCUGGUGGGAGGGACUAAGAUGCGAGGAGACGGGGAGGGAAGCGAGGAGAGACACAGAGGAGAGAGGAGAUGAGGCAACAGGUGGUCAACAAAAUGAGAUGUUCUUGCUUUACAGUCAACAACUGCACAGCUGCAUCAUCUGCCUAUUAUUUUUUUUUUUUUAUAGACAACAGCUGUAUUGUCUCUGUCAGAUGAGCAUAACAGUGUUCAUAAAAAAACUAUUAUAUUUUACCUUUAAUUAAACCGACAACGUGGCAUAAUGUGACAAGAAUGUAGUCUAUGGAUGUCACACAUUUUUAUUUUGAUCAUGACCACUAAAGCUGCUCUUUUACUAUUGUAUGUAAAAAAUAUUUGAUUUUCAUUGUGUUCUGUACUUUCAGGGAAUGUAUUGCGCCAAACUCCCUUGAAGAAAUAUGGCAUUUUAACAAUGCCAUACGUGUCCAUAAAAACAAGCUAAAGUGCAUCAUACGUCCACAGUCUGACUGUCAAUUCGGCAUCAAUAUUAUCCAUAAAGAUGAACUUUUUUUAAUGAUUUUGUCUCCUCAACUCGCUACAGUCUGCGUUGUCAGUGGGAGAAGACUGUGUGAACAAGAGGUUGUCCAUUUUACUUAUUAUUUAUUAUUUCUCACUAAAAUACACUGUGCUGUCUGGUGGAUUUAAUAUGUGCCGAAUUAAACACAGACUCAUAAUGCUGUUGA
Morone saxatilis (striped sea-bass) is the source of this 1773-nucleotide messenger RNA. RefSeq names its product tRNA methyltransferase 10B (gene trmt10b). The record is from RefSeq and is a predicted model, not a curated record. Gene Ontology annotation, molecular function: tRNA binding. The coding region runs from base 99 to 1025 and encodes 308 amino acids. Gene Ontology annotation, cellular component: nucleus; nucleoplasm. NCBI's taxonomy places the organism in Eukaryota, Metazoa, Chordata, Actinopteri, Moronidae. The transcript has 9 exons. Gene Ontology annotation, biological process: tRNA N1-guanine methylation.